Molecule: messenger RNA, 516 nt
Organism: Mangifera indica (mango)
Lineage: Eukaryota; Viridiplantae; Streptophyta; Magnoliopsida; Sapindales; Anacardiaceae
Product: protein LEAD-SENSITIVE 1-like
Exons: 3
Coding region: 21-470 (149 amino acids)
Source: RefSeq, a predicted model, not a curated record
GAAUUAAACCAAAAAAUUAAAUGGGACAAAAGCAAAGCACUCGAUCUAUGCUCAAACCGGGUGACCAUAUUUUUACUAACAGGGCGGGGGAUCUCUACUACCAUCAUGGAAUAUAUGUGGGCGACGACUUGGUGAUUCAUCUUAUGGCAGCUGGAAUUAAAAAGAAAAACAGUAAAUGUGGUUCAUGUACCAAAUGUGGCUACAAUGGCAGAGGAAAUGGAGUAGUGAAAACUUGCCUUGACUGUUUCCUUGAUGGCAAAAAUUUGUAUAUCUUUGAAUAUGGUAUCCCUUGUAAGUCGCCCGAUGAAGUUAUCAAGAUCGCUACUGAGUUUCUCCAGGGAGAAAGAGAUUUUGGUACAUACAACUUUGUAUCUAACAAUUGCGAGGAUUUUGCAUCCUAUUGUAAAACAGGUCAGCGUUUAUGUUCUCAAAGAGAAUCGUUCAUCCGUGUCGUUACAAGGUUAAUUUAAUCUUAGGGAUUGUCUAAUUAAAUGCAGGGCCAAUGGCUGCUUGUCA